UCACCUUUUCGUGGCAUCGAGCUUUACGGGAGACUCUUCCGGGUUUGUCGUUGACCGGUGAGAGUUCACAGUGCACGCACGGGUCGUGUUGUGCUUUUAGCUAGUGGUCUUUUCGCUAGCUGGGACUCGUGAUGUUAUGGCUUUCCUUAGUUUGUUCGUGAGAAGGCAGUUGCCGCAGGCCGUGUCCCACUUUGUCCGGAACGUGAAGCUGGUCCGGCCUCCCUGCGCCGGAGCCCCGCUGCGGAGGCUGCACGGGGCGUCCCGGCUGCGGGUCGGAGACAAGGGGCCGUGGGUGAAGAGCAGGGGGCCGGAGCAGCAGCAGUACCAGCUCACAGACCUCGACAAGGCGGACGCUUUGAUGCUGAGAAAGUCCCACGAGACAGGAUUCCUCUCGUGGUUCCGAAACGGUCUGCUAGCGACUGGGAUCGGAGUCAUCGCAUUUGUCCAGAGCGAAGUGGGACGAGAAGCAGGAUAUGCCUUCUUUAUCCUGGGAGGUGUGUGUGUGUCGUUUGGCGGCGCCUCGUACAUUGGCAGCCUUUUUACCCUGCGGAGGAUGAUGCUGCUGUCUGUGCCGGCGCUGCUGCUCCAGAGCGCCACGGUGUGCAGCGUCGCCCUCUUCUGGCUCUGCGCGGUAUCUCUUUACAUCGGCCGCCUGGAGGUGGAGAUCAUCCACGAGGGGGAGGAGGGAGAGGAUGAGUGCCGGGAGUGCCGCGAGAGGCGUGAACACCGGGGUUACCGUGGCUCCCACGACAGCAGACAUCAAGACAGUGAGGACAGUGAGGACAAGGGGCCGAACAAGUAGACAUCUAGUAAGACACCUUGGAUGAAAAGGACGCAUGUGUGGCUUUGAUUCAGAGCUUCCCCUUAUCUGUGUGUGUGUGUGUGUGUGUGUGUGUGUGUGUGUGUGUGUGUGUGUGUGUGUGUGUGUGUGUGUGUGUGUGUGUGUGUGUGUGUGUGUGUGUGUGUGUGUGUGUGUGUGUGUGUGUGUGUGUGUGUGUGUGUGUGUGUGUGUGUGUGUGUGUGUGUGUGUGUGUAAGAAGCCUACGUGUUCAUGUGUAGGCUGAGAGUCUAUAAUGAUACAGAUUUAUUGUUUAUUGUUAUGUUGAUGUGAAAAUGAUCGUUUAGCUGAAGAACUUUUGGACCUUUUGGAAAACUGGUCAAAAGAUACUGAAUAUUUGGUAGUUUGACUGCAUUCACUUUUGGGGAAUAAAUCAGCUUUUUUUUUGUAAGAUUUCUUAGAUAUAUUCAAAGCUGCUUCUCUUACAUUUUCAAACUGAAAAUGAUAUUGACUUAUCAGGCACACUGCAACGACUCCCUGAGAGCAUCAUAUCUGUUAAUAUGCGUUUAGUUUUCACUGCACUCUGCAAUCAUUUUUAGGCCAUUUAUGUUAUCUUGUUCAACAAACUGACUUGAAUUUUUCUUAAAAGUUUUGAAAUAAAACAAGCUGGAUGUGAAAUGCAAGAGAAUUUAGGUCAUAAACUAUGUGCGUGCUUCAGGGUUGUGUGUUUUUAUUUUAAUCAUCAGGGCUUACGAUCUUUUUUAUACACAGGAAGUUUAAGUCACCCUGUUUUGCAAGUUUGUUUUUCACUAUAGUAACUCUUUUGGAAACAAACUAUUUUUCACAGAUUUUUCUGUGGUUAUACAUUUGGCUCUGUAUUGUUUAUAUGCAUGUACAGUACCUUAUUGUAACAUACCCAUUUUACCUUUUGAGUGGAUUUCCCUCCAUCUGGUAAUCACUAUAGUUGCUGUUUUAGUGUAAAGAUUGGUUCAAAGUUAAUAAGUUCCAGUUUGUGUUCACAAGUUGGGUUCACUCUUGUUUGUGCACCACUUUCAGUACACCGGAGUGUAGCUACUGUAAUAAAGAGAGAAGAAAAUCUGUGCUGA
This is a messenger RNA of Etheostoma spectabile (orangethroat darter), 1884 nucleotides long. RefSeq names its product transmembrane protein 160 (gene tmem160). The record is from RefSeq and is a predicted model, not a curated record. The transcript has 4 exons. Bases 137 to 802 code for a protein of 221 amino acids. NCBI's taxonomy places the organism in Eukaryota, Metazoa, Chordata, Actinopteri, Perciformes, Percidae.